CGGAUGAUGCUGGGCGGGGCAUGCUGACAGCGACUUCCGGGUUAACCGAGACACGUGGUACUUGGGUUAGGAACCGAGAGGAGUACCGGAGGCGAAAAGGUUACCGCGUGUGAAGGCGCAAGAAGAGUAUUUUGAAGGGAUAAGUGUAGGGUGCCCUUCUGAGCGACAAUAGGCGCAAUGUCUGUCAUUCAUGCUCCCGGAGUGCGAGAAUCAUCAGCGCUGUUCCGCGAUAUCAAUGCGGAUGAUGAGGAACAGCAGCCGGCAGAGAUCGAGUCGCUGUGCAUGAACUGCUACCAAAAUGGGUUUACGCGAAUACUGCUGACCAAAGUACCUUUCUUCAAGGAGAUCAUUGUCAGUUCAUUCACAUGUGAUUCGUGUGGCUGGAGUAACACAGAAAUUCAAUCUGCUGGUCGUAUCCAGGAGCAGGGUGUACGAUAUUCAUUAAGUGUCAGGAGCAAACAGGAUGUAAAUCGUGAAGUGAUUAAAACAGACUAUGCAACAACGCAAAUUCCUGAACUAGAUUUUGAAAUUCCAGCUUGUACACAGAAAGGAGCACUCACUACAAUUGAGGGAAUUCUUGAGAGAACGAUUGCGGGCCUACAACAGGAGCAGCCUCUUCGCAGGGCUGAAAAUGAAAGUGUUGCAGACAAAGUUGAUGAAUUCAUUAAAAAGCUUCAACGAUUGAAAGAUGGGGAAGACCAAUUCACUUUUAUCAUUGAUGACCCCUCAGGGAACAGCUUUGUGGAGAAUCCAUUUGCCCCUCAGAAGGAUGAAGCACUUUUGAUUACUCAUUACAAGAGGAGUCCAGAACAGGACAGGUUACUAGGGCUGGAGAACUCAUCUACCAGUCUGAAACAGGAAGAGACACCUAUGCCAACCAGUGAGGAACUGAGAGAUGAGGUUCUCCAGUUUCCAACAAAUUGUCCAGAAUGCAAUGUUCCAGCAGAGACUAACAUGAAACUAGUGCAAAUCCCUCAUUUCAAGGAAGUCGUCAUUAUGGCUACAAACUGUGAUUCCUGCGGACAUCGAACCAAUGAGGUGAAAUCCGGAGGUGCCAUUGAACCUCUUGGGACUAAAAUAACCUUGCAUAUAACCGAUCUGUCUGAUCUCACCAGAGAUGUGUUGAAAUCUGAGACGUGUAGUAUUGGCAUCCCAGAGCUGGAGUUUGAGCUGGGAAUGGGUGCUCUUGGUGGCAAGUUCACCACUUUGGAAGGACUUCUAAAAGACAUCAAAGACUUGGUGGUGGAUAAGAACCCCUUUACAGUUGGUGACAGCUCUACGUCAGACAGAAGGGAGAAGUUGGAGGAAUUUGGCAGGACAAUUGACCAGAUUCUGGAGGGACAUAUAAAGGCACAUUUCAUGCUUGAUGACCCAGCUGGGAAUAGCUACCUUCAGAAUGUAUAUGCACCAGAAGGCGACCCUGAAAUGACAGUAGAAAAAUAUGAGAGGACGUUUGAGCAAAAUGAGGAUCUUGGACUUAAUGACAUGAAAACAGAGGGAUAUGAAGAGAAGGCUUGAUGGCUGCUAGCUUUACCAAGAUGUUAUACCGUGUUUUGUUUUGUGACUUUUUGACUCAGAAAUGCCUGCAACAUCUUAGUUUCUUGGAAACAUAAAUGCUGCGUUAUGAAUGAAUGACCAGUAAAAAAUACUAAAGUAUGCAAAUAAUUUCUGGCACUGCACAUUUAGCUGGUUUUCCUGUUCUCCAGAAGAAGAGCUGAAUCUCCGUAGUGAGAGAGUAUAGUAUUUUUAUGUGGGAAAACAUUGUUUUGGGGGAACACAGGAAUCCUUAUUAAGUGCCUGGAGAAAAACCAAUGACCCCAUUUAACAUGUUUAACCGCUGUUAAUAAACAGUGCUGUUCUUCAAAAUCACAAAUGGUAAUACACCCACUACUUUUAAUGUAAUGAAUUUAUGUAGCACAAGGGUGUCACGCUUCUAGCCACCUAAUUGGUUCUGAUCCUCCACACCAGUCAUCCAAAACCAGCACCCAAGUUAUACUUCAGUAGUUUUUAAAGUCCAGGGCAUACUUGCUGUUAGGACAUUUUGUGUAACAGUAAAGAUUAUUCAGUUUAAACCUGUAUAUUUUAUAAGUUUAAGAGAACUUUGUUCUGCCUUAUACAAGGCUAUAUUGUUUUUUCAAAGGUGAUGUGUCACCCACAUCACCCUGGCUCAAGUGGAGCUAUAGGUCACUUUUGGCAAUUAGCCAUUUUUAAGCUGCAACCAGCAUUUUAUGUUGAUUACAAAAAUUGAAAAAA
Molecule: messenger RNA, 2253 nt
Organism: Xenopus laevis (African clawed frog)
Lineage: Eukaryota; Metazoa; Chordata; Amphibia; Anura; Pipidae
Gene: zpr1.L
Product: ZPR1 zinc finger L homeolog
Biological process (GO): positive regulation of gene expression; axon development; DNA replication
Cellular component (GO): nucleolus; Gemini of Cajal bodies; growth cone
Molecular function (GO): zinc ion binding; translation initiation factor binding
Source: RefSeq, marked provisional